Nelumbo nucifera (sacred lotus) is the source of this 1532-nucleotide messenger RNA. RefSeq lists its product as uncharacterized. Gene Ontology annotation, cellular component: cytosol. Lineage: Eukaryota; Viridiplantae; Streptophyta; Magnoliopsida; Proteales; Nelumbonaceae. Gene Ontology annotation, molecular function: protein-folding chaperone binding. The record is from RefSeq and is a predicted model, not a curated record.
ACAUCGAUCCCCUUCGAUUCAUUUGAUUUGCUGCUGUUUUUUGGGAUUCAGACUUGAGAGCGAGAGGAGAUCAGAAGACUCAGGGGGAAAUGGGUGUCGAUUACUACAACAUAUUGAAGGUGAACAGGAAUGCAGGUGAGGAGGAAUUAAAGAAGGCAUACAAGAGAUUGGCCAUGAAAUGGCAUCCCGACAAGAACCCUCUUAACAAGCAAGAAGCCGAGUCCAAGUUCAAGCAGAUCACUGAGGCUUAUGAUGUCCUCAGUGAUCCUCAGAAGCGUCAGAUCUACGAUCUUUUUGGCGAAGAAGUUGUCAAGUCCGGUCAGUUCCCAACUCCUCCCUCUGCUGCCUCUGCUGCCUCUGCUGCCGCCCGUGGCGCUUCUGCUGCUCCCAAUUCCAACUACCGCUAUAACCCCAGGAACCCCGAUGACAUUUAUGCCGAGGUUGUGGGUGGAUCAGAGGGUGGCUAUGGCUAUGGUGGUCGUGCCGAUUCUGUUAAUCAGCAGCCUCGAAAGGCAUCCAAUAUCGAGAAAAAGUUGCUUUGUAGUCUGGAGGAGCUUUACUUGGGCACGCAAAGGAGAAUGAAGUUCACCAACACCGAUGCUUCUGGUAAGAAAGGAAUUGUGGAGGAGAUCUUGACUAUUGAUAUUAAGCCUGGCUGGAAGAAGGGUACAAAGAUCACGUUCCCAGAGAAGGGUAACCAAAUGCGUGGCUUCAUUCCUGGGGAUCUAGUUUUUGUGGUUGAAGAGAAGCCGCAUGCAGUUUACAGAAGGGAUGGAAAUAACCUAAUAUUCACACAGGAGAUAACACUGCUGGAGGCACUUACGGGGAAGACAAUCAACCUGGUAACCCUGGACGGAAGGAAUCUCACUCUCCAAGUGACAGAAAUUGUCAGACCAGGCUAUGAGAAGGUGAUAAAAAAUGAAGGAAUGCCAUUGGCGAAAGAACCUGGGAAAAAGGGAAACCUGAUUAUAAAGUUCAAUAUUACGUUUCCUAAAAGCCUAACUUCAGACCAAAAAUCUGCUCUGCAGAGGGUGUUGGGGGGGAACUGAUGGCUUCGGAGUUAUCACAUAUGGAUGAUGAUCACACAGGCAGCUGCAAACGCUAUUGCAUGUAAAUAUGUUAUAGUUUCACUGUCAAGAGAGGAAGAAUGUGAAUAGCAUAGUAAGUUUGGGGACUUGGACACCAUUUUUAGGGUAUUCAAAGCUGGUAAAGAUGGAUUGUUGAUGAUGAGCACAUCCCAUAAUGGAAGAAGUUCAUAGGACAAAGAGAUUGCUACUUCUACUGCUACAGCUACAGUGCUACUAUGCCGCUCCACUGCCUUUUGUUGUCUACUCAGUUUUGUACACUAAAUAAUACCAGCAACUGAGACAGAGGGGGAAGUAAUUGUGACUGCAGGAAUCGACUGCAGUUUCAAAUGAUAAUAUUCAAUGUAUCUUUUCUUUUGGUAGAUAAAAAGGGGUUUCCAUUUUCCUUGUAUGUUUUGAUAAAUAACUUUCAUACAUACAAGUGCCGAUUUUCUGUUGAGAGCACCA